Molecule: messenger RNA, 1366 nt
Organism: Melanotaenia boesemani (Boeseman's rainbowfish)
Lineage: Eukaryota; Metazoa; Chordata; Actinopteri; Atheriniformes; Melanotaeniidae
Gene: pgp
Product: phosphoglycolate phosphatase
Exons: 2
Coding region: 343-1263 (306 amino acids)
Cellular component (GO): cytoplasm
Molecular function (GO): sn-glycerol 3-phosphatase activity
Source: RefSeq, a predicted model, not a curated record
UUAGUGACAGGAGCUGCGCCGGAAGUUGUCCGGACUUUUUAUGAUGUGGCUCCUGUCACUUUAUGCCGGUGCGGAAGUUCUCGUUGAAAUGCUGCAACAGUCUACAGAAGGUCACAUUUGUUAUCAGAUGAGUUUCAACACCGCACAUAUUUAACGGAAACGCUCGUCUGAAUCAGUUUUAGACUACCACAAGAACUCGACUAAACGUGUCUUUGUCGUACAUUAACCGUAACGUUUGCGGGUUUUUGGUGGUAGAAAACAACGUCGUAACGACGCCUGCCGUAUUAGUAUUCAGUUUAAGUUUUUAAAUCAAACGGCGACUAACGUUUCUGUAGUUUCCUGAUGUCUGGGUCAAAAUGCUCACGGCUAAGCGGGGCGCUGGUGAAGCAGCUGCUGGACUCUGUUGACAGCAUCCUCUUUGACUGCGAUGGGGUCAUCUGGCGCGGGGAUCAAGCCAUUCCCGGAGCUCCCCAAGUCAUAAACCUACUCAAGGAGAAUGGCAAGAAAGUCUUCUUCGUCACCAACAACAGCACCAAGACGAGGAAGAUGUACGCGGAUAAGAUGUCAGCGUUAGGUUUCAAUGUGACAGAAGAGGAGGUCUUCGGGACCGCAUACUGCUGCGCCAUGUACCUGAAGACGGUCUGCAAGCUGGAGGGGAAAGUCUACCUAAUAGGAAGCAACGCUAUGAAGCAGGAGCUGGAGACCAUAGGGAUCCAGCAGACCGGGUUGGGACCUGACCACAUCUCCGGUAAGCAGAUCGACUGGGCCAGCGUGCCUCUGGACCCCGAGGUGAAGGCGGUGGUGGUCGGUUUCGACGAACACUUCAGUUACAUGAAGCUGAACCGAGCCCUGCAGUACUUGAUCCACCAGGACUGUCUGUUUGUGGGAACUAAUAGAGACAACAGGCUGCCUUUGGAGGGAGGCAAGGCUGUCCCAGGUACAGGCUGCCUGCUGCAGGCUGUUGAGACCGCGGCCCAGCGUCAGGCCCAGACUGUGGGCAAACCCAACCACUUCAUGUUUGACUGUGUAGCCUCCCAGUUUGGUCUGGAACGGGGCCGCUGCCUUAUGGUUGGGGACCGUCUGGAUACUGACAUCAUGCUGGGCUCCAACUGCGGCCUGAAGACCCUUCUCACCCUGACGGGGGUCAGCACUGUCGCAGACGCUGAGGGCCAUCAGCAGAGCGGUAGUGUCGAGAGGCAGGGGAUGGUGCCGGAUUAUUACGUGGAGAGCAUCGCAGACCUCCUUCCAGCUCUACAGGGAUGAGACUGAGAAUUGUGGCUACAUAAUUUUCUAGCUGCUACAACCAUGACGUGUGUAGCUGCUCACAUGCCACAGGCUCAUUUGUAAUAAAAGGGAAUGUUUUUAA